This is a messenger RNA of Paramecium pentaurelia, 1113 nucleotides long. NCBI's taxonomy places the organism in Eukaryota, Ciliophora, Oligohymenophorea, Peniculida, Parameciidae. The record is from the annotation of a GenBank genome assembly.
AUGUUUACAAACAUGAAUGGAGCAAAUAAUACUUAACCAUAAUAAUAAGGGAAUCCAACUUCUUCAAUUUUUAACAAUCCUGCUCCUUCAAACAAUUUAUUCGGGCAAGCUCAAAAUCCUUUAGGGUAAUAACAACCAUAAGGAAUUUUGGGGUAAUCACAAUAGCCGAGUAUAUUUGGUAAUACCAAUUAGUCCACUGCUAUAUUUGGAUAGCCAUAAUAAUAAUAAACUAAUGUAUUAGGAUAGUAACAAUAAACUACUUUAGCAGGAUAAUAACAGCCAAAUUCAUUAUUAGGACAACCACAAUAAUAAGCAACAUAAUUAGGACAGACCCAAUAAACAAAUAUGUUUGGAUAACCAUAAUAAUAACAACCUUAAAUCUAAGGGUAAUAAACAACAUUAACAUAACCAACAACUUAGUAAUAGCCAUAGCCAACUUAACCUAAAAACUACACAUUAAAUUAAAUAAAUUAACAAACUAAAUUGCAUAUUGAAAAUUUGACUAAAGCUAUAGCUAACAAAGAAAAGAUUGAUAAAAAUUAAAAAAAUUUAUAGCUUAUUGAAAAAAACUCAUUGAAAAAUAUCUAAUAAUAAUAAUAAUAAUAAAUGACUCUUGGAAUUAAUCCAAAUCCAUAAUAAUAAGUAUAAAGAACUCUUGUUAAGGGAGAUAGAAGAAAUCAUACUUAAAAAGUUGAAAACUAUUAUAAUGAAUGGAAUAAAGUAUUUCUUAAUAUUAGUAAAAAACAAGAUGAAACACUUGCAUAAUUAGCUGCUUUAGUUGAUUAACUCACAUAAUAGGAUACUUCUUUUGGUAUUAUUACUAUAAUUAUAUUUUUUAUAGAUAUAGAUGAAGAAUCACUUAUUGAUUCAAUAAAAUAAUUUGGUAAAGAUUUAGAUGUUUUAGAACGUAAAAUCAAUUACGUAGUUAAAAUAUAAGAAAAAAUAUUAGGACUGGAAAAGGAGGAAUCUGAAUGGGAUCAGAUUGUCAAUAAUUUAAGUGAAUGUUUAUUAUAUUUGGAUUAAUAAACAGUAUAUAUUUAUAAUAAUUAUUAGAAAGAUGUUGAGGAUUUAUUACAAUAAGCAGAAAAACAUCCUAAGGUAUAAAAUAAAUGA